AUGAGGCGCGGAACAACAAGAAAACUCAGUAAGUUUGGAGCGGCCCCUCGCAACCGUCUAAAAGAGGAAUCUCGGCAAGAAGAAAGCUCUGCCCCAGAGGACGAUCUCAUCAGUGAAGCCGCUCAAGGCUUAAAAGGCUUUGACGACAUUCCUCGUUUAAGCGAAAAAGACCUUGACCAAGACAUUGAGCGCAUUCUGACCCCUUCAAACCCUCAAGCUUCCCAAAACAUAGCCUACUUUUCCUAUAAAGAUCGGCAAUUCAAAAGAGACGAUUUAGUUGACCAAAUGAUCAUCCACUUCGCGCAAGAUGGUUUUUUCUUAUUAAAAGACACUAAUGAAGCCCACGACCAAGAAGAAUUUAUCGAUUCCAAAAAUCUUGAAGCAGAAACCCAAAUAAAAGCGUCGUCUGUUGAUAUAGGGACAGUCCAGUUAACACCUGAAGCGUUACUUAAAUCAUUGAGAAACCAGUUCAAUUAUGCGGAAAGAACUGCACAGUCUUUUUCUAUUCCUAUAAAGGAAAGGGGUAUUUCGACUGAGCCGCCUCCAACCAGAAGUUUUUCUGGAACGGUUACUCAGUGGGAUAUAUAUGACAACUUUAUGGCUGAGCUUGAUAAGAAAAGACAGACUGAACAUGCAGAAAAAGAAAAGGAGAAAGAAAAAGAGACAAAAAAGACGUCGAAAAAAAGAGAAAGAAGAGAGGACCCGAUGUAUUCAAAUGAGAUGAGCUAUGCGCUAAAAAUUAUGGAGAGAAUGGUGAACCAAAACGAUUUGCAAAAUACUUAUAAAUAAUUAUAAUGAAUAUAAAAUUAUGGUGGAUAUAUAAAGGGUAAAAAUGGAGUAUUUAUUUGUAUUGGGGAUAUCAUAUUUAUAAAUACUUUGAUGGAAAUGCAGAUAACCAUAGGACAAGUGAAGGGUCUUUAAGCGAUUUGUGGAUUUUUGGGUCAGAAAAGACAAAGAAAAAAGAAGUCACGUCACUUGUGUGGAAUCCGAGGUAUCAUGAUAUGUUUGCGGUUGGAUAUGGGUCGUAUAGCUUUAUGAAGAAAUCGACAGGGCUUAUUUGUUGUUAUUCUUUGAAAAAUACCAGGUAUCCUGAGUAUUUCCUUUUAAACUAAAGCAGUGUUUUUUUUAGUUCUUGAAAUAGAACAAAUUUUAAUAAUGAUCUCUAUAUAAAUAGCUUUGAUGCCAAUUUAAUUAAAUAAAAUCCAAAAUUUAUCUAUACUUAUUCUAUUUAAAUAUUGGAUUGCAAGCAGAGAAAUAAUUAAGCAAAGCUAAUACUUAAAAAUUCCUUUUAAAUUGAACAGAUUUUUUAGCUCCAAUUUAAAGGGAGGAGUGAGUAUUUUUCACAACUCAGCAUGGAGUUAUGUGUCUAGAUUGGCACCCUCAGCACCCUGCCUUGCUAGCAGUCGGGCUUUAUGAUGGAACUGUACUAGUAUUUGAUGUAAGAGCUAAACAUAAAAAACCAAUUUACCAAAGCACAGUAAGGACAAAUAAACAUACAGAUCCAGUGUGGCAGGUUAAAUGGCAGGACGAUGAUAUGAUGAAAAAUUUGAGCUUUUUUUCGAUAUCGAGUGAUGGGAGAGUUACAAAUUGGGUUCUGAUGAAAAGCAAGCUUGAAGCAGAAGAGGUCAUUAAAUUAAAGCUUGUCAGCGGCCAAAGAGAAGGUGAGGAAGAUAUGGAGACUACUUUAAGUGGGCUUGCUGGAGGCACUUGCUUUGAUUUUAAUCCAUUUUUCGAACACUUGUUUAUUGUUGGGACUGAGGAAGGAAAAAUCCACAAAUGCAAUAAAGCUUAUUCAGGGCAAUAUUUACUCUUCUUUUCCUAUUUUUUAUAAAUAAUUUCUAUAAAAAAGUCUUAUUAUAGAAAUUUUCUAACAGAAAUUAAAAUAAUUAUUGGAUUAAUAAUUUUAAUAGCUUAAAAUAAUAGAGUUAGACACUUAUGAUGGCCAUUUUAUGGCAGUUUAUAGUGUCAAAUGGAACAAAUUCCACCCCAAAAUCUUUUUAAGCGCCAGUGCAGAUUGAACUGUAAAAAUGUGGGACCAUACCAUUAAAGCUCCCCUCCUCACCUUUGACUUAGGCAUUGCAGUCGGCGACGUCGCCUGGGCUCCUUAUUCUUCUACUCUUUUUGCCGCCAUAACCGCAGACUCAAAAUGCCACAUUUACGAUCUCGCCCAAGAAAGACUCUCAGAAAUCUGCGACAAAAGAGUAAAAAACGGAAAAUGCAACCACAUUGCCUUUAACCCAAGUCAAUUUAUUAUCCUUGUUGGGACAGACCGUGGGACUGUUUAUUCCUUUAAACUUUCUCCAAAUUUAAGAAAAACUGAACAACUAAGCCAAGAAGACAUAGCAGCUGGAGUCACCCAAAGGACAAAAGAAGUAAAGAAAUUAGAAGAAAUAAUGGAAGCAAUAGAUAGAACCGUUUAUUAA
Molecule: messenger RNA, 2423 nt
Organism: Blepharisma stoltei
Lineage: Eukaryota; Ciliophora; Heterotrichea; Heterotrichida; Blepharismidae
Source: the annotation of a GenBank genome assembly